AACACAAACAGCCCGGAAACAGCGCUGUGAGGAGUGCGGAGUCUCUGUUGAGCUUCCUGUCUUGUAAUCCACUUGUUGCGGAGGAGAGAAGGAAACUAACGGAAACUAAAAACAGCGGCAGUUAGUGAAAACGUUUACCCAGCGAGAGAGCGCCAUGGUCGGUCUGAGGGGAACCGGGGUUCUCGGAGUCUCCGUGGCUCUGGCGGGAGGAGCCGCCUAUCUUAUCUGGACUUACGCGUCCUCCUCCACCGGGAAGAAGAAGACAGAAACACGACCGAGAAAAGAUGGACCCGGAAAGGAAAAAGGAGAGGAAAAAGGAGAGGAGGAAGGAGAGGAAGAAGGAGAGGAGGAAACUGUGGAGGUCGCAGCCGCGGCUCCUCUUCAAGCUGCUGCAGCUCCGAAAGCACCGGAGUUGAGGCCCGAGGAGUCAGCGGGGACACAGGUGCUGGUUCUGGGUCUGGAUGGAUCCGGUAAGACCAGCCUGCUGCACUGCCUGGCCUCGGGGUCCCUGGAGCAGGACAUGGAGCCGACUCAAGGCUUCAACGCCGUCUCCAUCAACAGAGAAGAUCUGCACAUCGAGUUUUUAGAGAUUGGAGGUAAACAGGACCUGAGACAGUACUGGCAGAGGUACAUGCAUAAGGCUCUCAUGCUGGUCUUCGUGGUCGACUCCUCGUCACCUCAGCUCUUUCCCAUCGCUAAGAAGCAUUUACACGAGCUGCUGGAAGGUCACCCGAGACUUCCUGUGAUGGUGCUGGCUCACAAACAGGACCUUCCAGGAGCCGGCAGCAUCACUGACCUCCACGACCUCCUGUCUCUGUCGGAGCUCGGAGACCGACGCUUGUUUCUCAUCGGCACGCACGUCAGGAAGGGAGACGCCGAGCUCAGCUCAGGCGUGCAGGACGCUCGAGACCUCAUCUUCCAGAUGGUUUGUAACGGCAAAUAAAAAACACACACACACCGGACUGUGGUACAGAUUGAUGUCACUCCAUCUAGUUUUUAUAAAAAAUAAUAAUAAUACUGUUUCACUACGGCAGGUUGGCUGCAACGCUUUUCUUUAUUUAUGAUUUAAAACAUGUUUUUCUUGUUUUGGUUUCAUGUAGUUCGGGUUAUGAAAAUUCUCGAUGACUCCAAUGUUUUAUUUUCACCAAAGAUUUAUUUUUGUUUCAGGGCAGGUGAUCAACAAAAAGAGUCAUAUUUAAUUCAUUCAUUAAUUUAACGAGGCAGACUGUGACACCAGCAACGUGUGCGUGUGCGCGUGUGUGUGCGUGUGUGUGUGCGCGUGUGUGUGCGCGUGUGUGUGUUGGCAUUGAAAAUAAAAAAAACACAGUUUGUUGUUCUGAAUGUUGUUUCAUAAUGUUCUUCAUAUUUCAUUUCCUCAAAAUGAACAUCUUAAACUGUAAUGGGUUAGAUUUUGAUUUAAAAAAAUAAAUAAAAAUGAAGCGAUCGUUUCUGUUUUGAUGGUAAAAUGAGAAGUUUAAUCCACUCACUCGUCCGCUCGUUAAUGUUUUCACACAGUGACCUCUCUCUGCUGGUUUUUACAGCUUUACGACAUAGAUUGUGCGACUUGUUGGAAAAAAAAGCUUUCUGAUUGGCCCUUAAUAUAAAGUUAGAAAAUAAAAUAGUGCACUUCAACUAUUCUAUGAUGUCUUAUGUCAGAGUGGAUCAGGACCUUUACACUUUAUGUGUUUUUAGCUUUAGGACUGUUACUUUGGUUUGCAGCUUUAGAAACGUUCUGCACACUGAGAUGUAUUUCUGAAGUUGUGUGUCUGGAUCUUCAAAAAUGGGAAUUUAGUUUAUCCUAAAAGGAAGUUUCUGCACAUUUUCUGAAGCGUCUUUUUGCUGUUCACUGAGAAGUCUGCACUCAGUUACUUGCUUCUUGUUAUGUCUGAAUAAAGUCUGAUUUGGGAUGAUUGUGAACCACAGCUGAACCACAGAAAACCUGUUUCAUCUGUGAGGAACUUUCAAAGAGCUCAUUUUUAAAACUUUAACCAAAACGUCCAACAUAGUCUUCAGUAUUUUGUUUAUAGGUUGUUCCCUGUUUGAUAUCAUGUUUUUGUGUUUAAAUAAAUACUUUCCACUA
This is a messenger RNA of Labrus bergylta (ballan wrasse), 2080 nucleotides long. The record is from RefSeq and is a predicted model, not a curated record. Lineage: Eukaryota; Metazoa; Chordata; Actinopteri; Labriformes; Labridae.